GAGCAGAGCAGCGGAGGCGUGAUUCACAGCAGCUCCGAGAUGCAGGAUCCGAACGCAGACACCGAGUGGAAUGACAUCCUCAGGAAGAAGGGCAUCCUUCCUCCCAAAGAAACACCGCCGGAGGAGGAAGAGGAGGAGCUUCAUCAGACGCAGUCUGUCGUGAAGACGUACGAGAGCAUGACUCUAGAGCAGCUGGAGGAGAAUGAAGACGAGUUCGGUGAGGAAGAUGAGCUGGCCAUGGAGAUGUACAGACAGAAGAGGCUGGCCGAGUGGAAGGCUAACCAGCUGAAGAACAGGUUUGAGGAGGUCAGCGAGAUCUCGGGGCAGGAUUACGUGCAGGAGGUCAAUAAAGCCGGAGCGGGAAUCUGGGUGGUGCUGCAUCUCUACAAACCGGGGAUCCCGCUGUGUACUCUGAUAAACCAGCAUCUGUCUCAGCUGGCCCGGAAGUUUCCUCAAACUAAGUUCCUGAAGUCCAUCUCCAGCACCUGCAUUCCCAACUUCCCCGACCGGAACCUGCCCACACUCUUCAUUUAUCACGAGGGAGAGAUGAAGGCGCAGUUCAUCGGGCCGCUGGUGUUCGGAGGAAUGAGCCUCACCUGUGACGAGCUGGAGUGGCGUUUGUCUGAAUCUGGAGCGAUUAAGACAGAUCUGGAGGAAAACCCCCGGAAACAGAUCCAGGAUCAGCUGCUGAGCUCCAUCCGCUGCUCGACGCCGCGCCGCAGAGACGCUGACGAGGACUCAGACGACGACUAACAGACUCGACACGACCGCGAGCCGCUACACAGCGAUUCCAACCGGCCAUCAUUACACCAUCUACUGACCACAGACCACACCUUUACAUUGUUUUAUAAGAGUUCUAAUAAUACAGUCAAUGCUUGACACCAUGCAUUAUAUCAAAA
This is a messenger RNA of Sinocyclocheilus anshuiensis, 899 nucleotides long. It is a transcript of the gene pdcl3, whose product is annotated as phosducin-like 3. Gene Ontology annotation, molecular function: vascular endothelial growth factor receptor 2 binding; protein folding chaperone. Gene Ontology annotation, cellular component: cytoplasm. Gene Ontology annotation, biological process: protein folding; positive regulation of gene expression; angiogenesis. The record is from RefSeq and is a predicted model, not a curated record. The transcript has 7 exons. Lineage: Eukaryota; Metazoa; Chordata; Actinopteri; Cypriniformes; Cyprinidae. Bases 40 to 753 code for a protein of 237 amino acids.